Messenger RNA from Sceloporus undulatus (fence lizard), 3371 nucleotides. RefSeq names its product N-terminal EF-hand calcium binding protein 1 (gene NECAB1). The record is from RefSeq and is a predicted model, not a curated record. Gene Ontology annotation, cellular component: cytoplasm. Gene Ontology annotation, biological process: regulation of amyloid precursor protein biosynthetic process. The coding region runs from base 167 to 1246 and encodes 359 amino acids. Gene Ontology annotation, molecular function: calcium ion binding. The transcript is spliced from 13 exons. NCBI's taxonomy places the organism in Eukaryota, Metazoa, Chordata, Lepidosauria, Squamata, Phrynosomatidae.
AACAGCAAGGGACCCUUUUGCUGGCAAGAGAGAGACUCGCCUGACGCCUGAAAGGGGCGGGGAAGGCAGAGGACUGGCAAAGGCAGGGAAGGAGCUGCUGGGGCUGGCAGAGCAUCUCUCUGGCAGCAGAGCCACAGCAGCAGGAGCGGGAUCGUCACGCGUCAGAAUGGAGGCAGGCAGUGGCGAAGAAGAAGAGGGCAACGGGGACGCCUCCUCCUUGCCUUCCUCCCUAGGCUCCUGCGAGGUCCUCUGCUCUGCCUCCACCAAGAAGACCAAAGGGCUCUCCAUCUUCCUGGAUAUACUGAGAAGAGCAGACAAAAAUGAUGAUGGCAAACUGUCCUUUGAUGAAUUCAGAGCCUACUUUGCUGAUGGAAUCCUGAGCAGAGAGGAGCUUCAUGAGCUGUUUCAUGCUAUUGAUACACACAGUACAGACAAUCUUGACACUGAAGAACUGUUUGAAUAUUUUUCCCAAUACCUUGGAGAGUAUGAAUAUGUGUUGUCGGCUUUGGAAGAUCUCAAUGCAUCCAUACUGAAGGCAAUGGACACAACAAAGAAGACUUAUCAGGAGACUUCUAAACUGGAACAGUUUGUGACACGCUUUUUGCUCAAAGAAACCCUGAAUCAGCUCCAUUCUCUCCACAACUCUCUGGAGUGUGCCAUGGAAACCACAGAAGAACAAACACGUCAAGAAAAACAAUGGCCAGCAAAGCCAGAGGUGCUCAAAAUUCAUCAGCCAGGAAAACGUUUAAGUCGAAGACUUCAGAGGCAUAACAGUUUUUCUCCAAUCAGUCCUCUUCUUAGCCAAGGCUGGCUGGAGGAAGACAACCAAUGGAUGACCCAAAUAGACAGACUUCAGAAACUGAUUGACAGGCUGGAACAGAAGGAUGUAAAGCUUGAGCCACUGGAAGAAGAGAUAUCAGAAGGAGACACUAAAUCUCACAUAAUGAUAGUUCAGCGCCAGAUGUCAGUAAUAGCAGAAGAACUUGAGCCAUUCCGAUUUGCUCUGAAGCAGUAUGUGGACACCGCCUCUUCCCAGGAUGGAUGUCUACAUGUUUCUAUUCAGAAGCUUUCAAGUGGACUCCACUUCGUUGUUUAUGAAUUCUGGGAUGACAAUGCCUGGAACAGUCACUUGCAGACAAAUUACAGCAAGACAUUCCAAAGGAGUAACGUGGAUUGCCUGAAAAUGCCAGAACAUAUUACAACAAUGCUAGUGCCUGCUUCCUGGUGGGUGCUGAACAACAACUAGAAGCGCCAUUACAGUUCCACACUAAUAAUAAUCUGUACAUUACUCUAAAAUAGCACCAAGUGAAUAACAGUAAAGCCAAUAAAGUUAACAGAUGACAAGCACUCCUUCAUGGAUGCAGACUCCCAUUUAAAAACAGCUAAGGUGUACAAGUCUUCACAGAUACUUUCAGGAAUGGUGUGAAUUGGUCUUUGUUUCAAAUGUUUUUUGUUUUAUUUAUCUUUUAUUUUACUGUAUGUAUUAACUGUUUGUAAAGUAUCUUGUGAAUUUAUUUUCAGAAAUCAAGAAGAAUAUACGUAUAAUGAAUAAUAAUGCUAUAAGCUUGUAUUGGUCACAGCUGCCUUUGCUUACUAACUUGAUGUGCAGUAAAUCAGCCCAACUACAUGUACAGAAGUGGUGCAUAAAGUUUGCAAACAAAGUGUGAUUAUUAUUUUCGUAUUUGUUUGUAAGUAGUGGAUAGGAAAGAUUCAGCUUUUGCUGCUCUGUUUUGUGAACUGAACUCCUAUUUGAUAGCUUUAGGUCGAUACAUAGGACCUCAAGAAAACAAUUUGCAAAACAGCAAACACCAUUCCACCUUGAAUUUCAUGGAACAGUAAUAAAGUUUAGUGGUUAGGGAAAUAUAACAAAUUUGUUAGCAUCUUUCCCAAAGGCUACAGAAACCAAUAAGUACCUUUCAUUACUUCCAACAAGGGCUAUGUAGUUAAGUCUUAUUCAGUUACUGGAAGACAAAACAGAGCAAAUAAAUAUAACAAAAAAAUAAGCAUCGGGUAAAAAGAGUUACUGUAUAUUUUAUAAUCUGAGAUUAUAAACAAGAGAUCAAAAUUCCUUUUUAGAGAGAGAGAAAUGGUAUUACCGAAUCUUCUGUUCACCCCACUUAAUAUAAUAGUUCAACCUCAAUGACAGUUAAAUUUAGCUGGAUUUGGGCCUUCAUCAUCUCUCUACCAUGAAACUGUAUAGCAAGACAUAUAAAAUUCAUUUGGCCCAUCUGCUGCUCAGCUUGUUCUUGAAAUCAUGAAGGAUUUAUUACUACAUUGUUCAAAGGUCCUACAAAAUUAUAGGCGAAAGUAUUGAUGCCAUUAUUAAAUUCCAGCUCUACAGCCCAAGCCAAAAUCAGCUUUUGUUGAAUAUUCAAAAUUCACUCAAACUUUGAUUUUAUAAAUAAAUGUCAAAUGAAGAAUGCUGAAGUAUUAUCAAGUUCAAAAAAGAAAAACAGAUAUAAUACAUCAAAAAUGAUAUGAAUUUAAGUUUGAAGCCAGAACCCUUUGGGGGCAUUACACAAGUGAAAAAAUAGGUGCACAAAUGGUUCUCCUCUCUCAAGUGUUAUAUGUGUGUAACUACAGCAGUCCAUUGUUCCACAACAACACAGACAGCGCCCUCACUUUUGACCUUGUGACUGCAGAGCUAAUUAAUCAUUGUACAUCAGUGUGCUGAAAAGCAGGCAUCUGUUGCACAAUCAGUUGCACAAAUGUGGCAUCUAACAUAACUAUACUGCAGUAUAUUUACCCUACGUUAAAAGUAAACAGGAUCUCAGCCAGAGUACACCAAUUAGCAUCCCUUAUAAAUCCUAUACAGGUUUAUAUAGUAGUUUCCCUUAUUUAGAAAACUGAAUAUUUCAAAUACCAAAACCUUUUUCAUGGAUGGGUGAGAUAGUGGCACCUUUGAUUUCUGAUGAUUCAAUGUACACAAACUUUGCUUGAUAUGUAACCUAAAUGAAUUUUGUAUUUCAGUUUGGGUCCCACCUCCAAGAUAUCUCAUUAUGUACGUACGUGAAAAUACAGGAAUUCCAAAUUCUAGCUAGCUAGCUAGCUAGCUACUGCCAACAUCCAAAACACUUUUCGUCCCCAAGCAUUUCUGAAAAGAGAGACUCAGCCUGUAUUGUUUAGUAACAAGAAGCUUUUGGAAUUUUCACUGUUCGUGUUUUGUGAUUAAGCUAUAUUUAGCGACUUUUGAAGCUGUAAUGUAAGUUGCAUUUCAAAAACUACUUUCCCAUCUUUAUUUACUUCCUUUCUUCUUUAUGCUGAUGUUACAGAUCAAUAUAUUUACGCUGAAUUUACAAAUUGCCUAGAAUCAAUUCUACAGCAGAUCAACUUGAUUUGUUGUUUAAGAAGAAUUACAGUGAUUUCCUUGU